This is a messenger RNA of Adineta ricciae, 8970 nucleotides long. NCBI's taxonomy places the organism in Eukaryota, Metazoa, Rotifera, Eurotatoria, Adinetida, Adinetidae. The record is from the annotation of a GenBank genome assembly.
AUGGAUCAUCCAUUGUUUACAAUUCGUCUGAGUACAGUCGAAACUCCUACAAUCACCUCUGAAACGAUUGCAUCCAGUUUUAACAAGGAUGAUAUUAGUUUCUUUUUUCCUUCCCAAUCGUCAUCCAACACGAUCGAAUUUCGAGAACAAAUUCGGUACUAUCUCUUGGCACUGGUCAAAUCCAUCCACUGGAAAAAUAUUACUACAGAAAUCGAUGAUAUCCUUAUAAACGAUGUUAUUCCAGCGUUCGCAUUCAGAAAUGAGCGAUUUCGAGAGGAAAUGGAAUACCGGCAGAUACAUAAACAACAAUUUGAACAAGCUUUGAUGGAUAAACUGCAAGAAGAUGCGAAUACUAAUACAUAUACAUGCACCGAGCUAUCAGCUAUUUCCGCCAUUGAAAAUAGCCAAGCACAGAAAGAGAAGUGUCAAGCUGAACAACUAUCAUAUUUCACUAUUCAGUCAUUGAUAUCGAUUCUCUUAGUUUUGUUCAAGUCGGCCGAAAAAAACGAUCCAGCAAUUAUUCACCAAAUCUUAACAUUAGCAGAUCAGUUAUGCGAACAACUACCCAUAAGAUAUUUCUCAUCUCGAAAUACUCUUUUACUCAAAUCAUUCGAACCACUGACAAACUACAUAUACCAAUUAUCUUUAACAUCAGAUAUUCUUAUUUCUAAACAAUCCACUAAAAUUCUCCUCAUUGUUUCUAUGGCCAAACGAUCUUUCAAAGACAUUUUAUCCUUAAUGAACAAACUUAUCUUUAACAUAACGGAUAUUUAUAAGAUAAAACGUCUAAUCAUGCAGAUGAAUGAUGUACUGACCACCACGCUCGCUGAAUCGAAACAAUCAUCAAAUGUCGAAUUCGCUUCGUUGACUUACUUGAAAUCCAUAAAUUCAUACCCAAAUGAUCAGCUAUCAACGUUAAGUGAACAUUCACUGACAGGUCAAUUCAUUUCAUCUAUUAUUUUGUCUCAUAUUGACAUCGAGAACGAAAUUCAUUCGCCUAUCAAGCAAUCGAAACUGAGUUCGAUUUCGUUGGAAUUCCAUUCGGAUACAUUUCGCGAUUUGUUCGGCAAUAUCGAACAACUUUCAGUCUUACUAUCAACUCAAUCGAAUCAAGUUAUCAUUCAGAUUUUAACUGUAUGUUUGCGAUUGUUUACGACACAUCUACAAAUCCUCUCGGAAUGUCGUGAUCAUAUGUCAACAUACACAUCCAACACUGAAUUAAAUAAAUGGUUUGACUUAUUAUUCCAAUUGAUCUGCAAUCACAACAAAGAACUGUCAAUGAUCAGCGAACAAGCAUCGAAGGCAUUGAUUAAUGUUAUCAAUCUACAAAAUCUGUCAUUUGAUCAAAAGUUAAUUUUAUUUCAAAAGUAUAUUAUGAAGAACGAACAUUCAACCUUGAUCGCUCAAAUUCUAGUGGAAUUAAACCAAUCGAAAACAUUAUUCGAUUGGAUCGAGUUUUUGAAUACUGAGAUGAAAGAGUCGACGACAUUGGACUUUUUACAUUGGUUGAUCGAUCUUUAUUUCGAAAACAAAGAAAAACCCGUCGAGGAAAUUCUGUUAUCAUUACAGCAACGAUUACUAUACGAUUUAAUAGAAUUCUGUAAGAAUCAAGGUCCCAGUAACGGUCUACUCUCUGUCAUUGUUCAAUACUUUACUUACAUUCUUCGAAAAUGUCUUGAUCAACAUAUUGUUGCUGGUCAAUUGCUCAGUUCGAUUUUGAUUGAUUUGAAUACUAUGGUGACAACGAAAGAAAUCUUUCCUUGCGAAUUCAUCUACCCAAUUUUCACAGCAGUUUUACCCUUAUUAGCGGACUAUUAUUUAAACAACUUAGAUAAUGAUUUUCUUUGCUGUCUAAUCGGACAAAUCAGUCACUCAUUAAUCGUUGGUACAACGGAAGAUUCUUUUGAAAAAAAGCAUCAAAAGAAAUUACAACUCCCUAUCUUUACCGGUGGAUGCACCAUCGAUGAAAACAGCGAUUUAUUAACUUCUUCGUUGGCUCUCUAUAACCCACAUCAAUUCGAAGAUUCAAUCACGAACGAUAAAGAAUUUUUAAUGUCGGUUUAUAAUAAUACUGGUGAUGGAGCACGGUUGCUCUCGGCUAUGAAAAUGCAGACGGAAGGUGAACACCAUUCACUUCCAAAAUCGAUCGAACAGCAAGUCGAUGAUGCGCGUGCUGCACUAUUUGCUGUUUAUUUGAAAUUUUAUCGAAUCGAUCAAAGUUGUCUAUUCAGCGAACAUAUAUCUAUUUACGAAUACGCCAAUGAAAUUCAAACGGUAUUCAUCAUUACCAAAAGUCAAGGUGGUAAUUGUGAUGAACUUUGCCGACAAAUUCGAAUGAAAGCGCUAUUUCUAUUGUUGACUGUCGGAGAAGAUGUCUCCGUUGUUAAGAUUGAGUUGGAAAAAGAUCAAGCGACACAGCAGCAGCAUAUCUAUCAAAGCCGAUUGCAUGAUGCGAUCGCUGAUUUCAUUUAUGGUGAGUAUUCCAAACGAUCGACCACUAUCGCAGAGCAACAAGCAGAAAUCGACGAACUGGAUAAAUGUCUUCGUCGUCAACAUCAACGAGCUUUGUUAAGAUUAAUCACAUAUCGAUUUAUCGACAUGUUUCUACAGAAGGUUCUCAAUCGAGGAGAUAACGAUCGAUCCCGAGCGACAUUACUCAUCUGUUUACCGUAUAUGCGAAGCAGUAGCUUAGAAUGGUCUUACAUUGCUAAUAUAUUCGUCGCGAAUACUCGACUAAAAGAUGAGAUCAGUCGGACGUACCAUUCGAUUAUCAGAUUUGCUUUGACUUUUAUCUUUCAAUUUGACAGUCUCAUCUUGAAUAUUCUCUAUUUAUUAAGCUUUUCUUACGAACCAACUGAUAUUUAUCAUUUGUCCAAUCAUGGGAUCGUCGAAUCAUUUUUUCAUUGUUUUGUCAGCUGUGUUGACUAUCCGAACAAAAAAACAUCGCUUACAUUGCAAUUCACGACAUUCAAUUGGUUUCGAAUGUUUGUUUUGAAUCUCUGUGAAAAUGUUGAUAUGGAGAAAUCAAGAGAGAUUUCCAAUGAAACCGUUCAACAGCAACAGCAAAACUUUGUGUUUAAUACUUUAAUCUUCAAUGAACUAAAAGCUUUAAAAUUCGCGGAGCAAAUCUCUUCAAAAAAUUCUUUGCAAAACAUUUCGAUCGGUUGGUUUCUCCAACCAAAUGAUAUGAAUUUGUGUUUAAAUCAAUAUUUAGUUCUUCUACUUCAAUCGUUUUAUGUUUCCAAACAUGUCGCACCAAUCUGUGCGACUAUUGAAUAUCUUCAUGAAUUCAUCGAAAUCUAUCAACACAAUCAAUCCAAUGUCACGCGUUUAUUACUGAUCAAAAUUCUGCGACAUAUUGUUCCGUAUAUCGUCAGUGAUGACGAGCAAUUUCUCUCCAAUACUUUGAAUUCAAUCGGUGAAAAGAUGAUUUCACAAGAUAUCAUAGCCGAAUUCAUUGCGAUGUAUCGGACGAUAAUGUCAACUAAUUGUCAUUUGCAAUUGGCAGCAAGAGAAUUGGUCUUCAAUGUGAUCAAAUUAAAUUUAGAUUUGAACUCAAUUGACACGUUGAAUCAGAAUCAAUUACUAGCAGCAUUGAACAUUAUGGGUGGAUAUAUCGAACCUUAUCGAUUAGGUUCGAUUGUAACCUGCCAAACUAAGAAAAUCUUUCAUAAUGAAUCAUCAUUGGGAUUAAUUGUGGAAAUAAAUGAAGCAGAACAAAAGUAUUUAGUUCAAUAUUUAUUAACGAAUGAAACCGAAUUAGUUUCGAUUGAUCAACUUAGGCUACAAAUCGAUGUUCCACCACCAACAAGUCCAUCAAAUGAAGUCGAUUCGAUUCUCGAUAGUUUAGGACAUUUUAUCGAAACGGUUCCAUCUGACACGGAUUCGUUGUUAUUGCUACAACUGAAACGUCAGUCGAUUUCAGUUUUAUAUUCUCUACUGAAUGAUACAAGUCUAAUCCACGUAUUUAUGGCAAAGCCGUAUGCAGCUAUUCUCGCAAAGUUAGCUCUCCCUAGUUCAUCAGAAGGAGAAAGUCAUCGAAAACCACACCGUUUACGUUCGUACGAUAGAAAGCAUCUGGAACAAUAUUCUCUCGGUUUCAAUGCACAAAGCAAAUCCAAGGAAACACGGAAUGAAAUCGAUACUUUUAUUGCUUAUAAUGGAUGGAGACCAUACACAUCCGACGGAGAAUUGGAAUUUCUCAGACGAGGUCGGAUUGGUGAUGAACGAUUACCUAUCGCUGCAAUGCCUCGUCAUUGUUCUGACCCGAGUGCGAUAGAAUUAUGUGGAAUGAAGCACCGAUUUCGCGGACGAAUAGCUCCGACAAAGGAGAACACAGAAGCAACCUUUCCAACGUACAUUGUCGAUAAUCUACAACUAAGUGAAGGAAAAUGGUAUUAUUGUGUUCGACUACUAGUCGCCCAACUCAUUCAAAUAGGAUGGGCGACAUAUGGAUUUGAACCGCGCGGUGAUCAUGGAGUUGGUGAUGAUCAAUAUUCUUGGUCGUAUGAUGGAUCUCGAGCUGUUUUUUUCAAUAACGGAGGAUACUGUGGCCAAUUCCACGAUUAUCAUUGGAAAGACAAUGAUAUCUGUGGUUGUGGAAUUGAGAUCGAUGGAACAAACACGAAAAUCAAAUACUGGAUCAAUGGAACGUUCGUAGGUACAGCAUUCGAACAUGAUUCAUUCAUUCCAUUAACGAAUGUUAAAUGCAAUCUGUUACCCAACGGAUCGAGCACAACUUAUUUUCCAGCUAUUAGUUUACAAAAUUAUUCUUCAACGCGGUGUGAAAUCAUCGUUAGCCCAGAAGAUAUGGAUGAUUGUCCAUUACCACAUGGUUACAAACCUCUCUUACUUCCAGUGUCUAUUAAUAUGGAAAAAACUCUUGUGAGUUAUCCGUUUAGUGCUUAUCUUGUUGGCGAUGAUUCUCACGACUAUUUUCUAAGAACAUCGAGAAACACUCUGCGAGACUUUGUUCAUCAAUGUCAUCUGCAAACAAGUUUUUCUGUCGAUAAUCAGUAUUUAAUCUUAUCAGAUAAUAGUAAUGGUUUUCAACUAUCAAUAGAUAAUAACGAAACAUCAUCAACGACAAUCAGUUUCGAUUUUCAAAUCAUACCACAAGAUCAACAGUCGAAUUUUGUAUUGUUCACUUUCGAUUUAUUAGAAAUCAAAUGGGAUGUAACACCUAAAAAAUGUCGCUGUGUCGUAAUUUUCUCACCGCAAGACAUGCAUAUAAAAGUUCGUAUUAAUCAUACGUCUCGAACAUUUUCUCAUACAUUUCAAUAUGAAACGAUCACGAACUUCAACCUCUGUAUUCUGCCGGGUGUUGCAGGAAAAAUAAACAAUGUUGCAGUAUGGAAAUAUACUCUCUCCGAAGAAGACAUUCGUUGUUUAUUUACCUACAGUCUCUCUUAUGUCGCUCAUGAUUACAGACACUUGCUCGAAUCUCGAAAACAAGUUGCCACUAUCUCAUUUCACAAAAAUCAACGAGAAUUUCCCGAUGAGAUACUCAUUCCAUUCACUGAAUCGUAUACAAAGGAGUUAUGGAUAGAGAGGCAAAGACAGGCAGAUAACGAUGAAGAAAAAUAUUUCAAAUCAAAUGAUGAUGAAGAUUAUUCGACUGUGGAGCUCUUUGGAAAUAAAACUCAUCUGAUUUUCAAUAAAUCACUUUAUGAAUGGUCUAAAUAUAUUUUAGCAGUCGAAUUGAGCGUUCCUUGUUGGCCAAACAUUGGCGAGGAGUUGGCACUAAUAUAUAUAAACAGUCGUUUUUGGAUUUUCAUUAAUGAUCGAGGAAAAAUUUGUGUUGAAAAUGAUGGAACGAAGAGCGAAAGUGAUUCUUCAAUUAUCCCAAACGAAUACUUUCGUGUAUUGAUUUCUCUUCAAAAUGAUUCCUUUCAAGUCUAUCUAAACAAUCGUUUAGAAAUACUUACUGAAGUGACGAAAUAUCAGUUUCACGUACAAUCAAGGCGAAUCUUUCUAUUUCGAGAGUUGAAUCCAACAAAAAACACAACAAGCGAUGAUACUCUUCGAAUAUCCUUCAAAUCGUUGACUUACCUAAAUCGUUCGAUGCCAAUCGAUCAAUUACAAUCGGCAAUCACUACGACAUCACUUAUUCUAAAUAUUCAAGCAACUUUCGUCGGUAUGGGUUACAAACCAUCUUGGAUUCAAUCGGUUAUCGCAGCGAAUCCAAUGGCUGAUAUUUCAACCAUUCAUUCCCUUUUACAUCAGCAGAAAACACAGUUCAUGAAAAGAGAUUGUGAAAAUGAGCAGAAACGUUAUUUGAAUAUUCUCUCACAACUCGAAGAUUUGACUCCAAGUCCAAAUGUACAAAUGGAUUUCAAAGACAAUUGGUUUUCGAAAUCUGUCGAAAACUUACAUAUUGGUAAUAACAUCAAUACAUGGAUGAGACACGACUCGACAAUGAUCAACGAUAAGAGCAAGUUUUAUAAAUUAUUUGAUGUGAAUGAAUUAACAGCAAAUCAGGAAUCUGUACACUAUUCACAUGAAGAUCUUUCAUCAGAACAACUUCUCGAGAAUCACAUCGCUUGUGAACACGGUUUAAUUACUGUUUAUGCCCGUGAAACUAUUCUAAACAUGUUUCAAGUUUGGUCCACAGGUCAAUUAACUUUAUUUCCCAUAGAGAAAUUCGGUGAUUACACAUUCCUGAUCGAACUAUUGAAACUAUUGGAUCACAUCGCUGAUCCUUACAAGCAAAAAGCUACUCGAGUACGUCCAAUCGUCAAUUCGAUUCUCAAACACGAAAUCAAACAUUUACCUCAGUAUAUUGAUGUGAAUGACUUGCAGAAACAGGCACCGUUGCUUUAUCAUUUAGAAAGAUUUGUCAAGAUGCAAUCGAUUGCAUGUACACUCAAACCAUCACCAGAACAGAAUGUGAAGUUCCUUUGGAAAACGCUCGAACAUUUCCUAGAAAUACUAACGGAUAAAUCAGCUCUACUUUUCCGUCUCUUCUUACUCAUUCCAGAACAUCAAUCGAAAAUAAAUAUUCUUCAUAUAUUCACCGCUUUGCUGCAAACAAGCAAAUGCAUACAAAUAACUCCGAACAUCCAACAAUUCGUUCUGCAUUUAUUGAUUGAAUUAUCAUCUGAUAAGAUCGUAAUAAGCACAAAUGCGAAGAGCAAAUUUGAAUUUGCAUUGCGAGACUUGCUAUUUGUAUUGUUAGCUCGACAAAAGAAGCAAAGUUCGAAAGAAGACAAUUAUAUCGAAAUAUAUCAAUCCAAACUUCCGGGAGAUACGCAACGGCUAUUUGAUUCGAUUGAUUUAAUUAUCGCUUGGACUGAUGGAAAAUCUUUACCAGAGUUUUUCUUCAUACAAUGGGAACAACUCUUUCGAGAAGAUUCGACACCAAGUGAUGAGGAUAUGAUUCGAUCACACAACUGUUUUAGUCUCAUCGCUAAUCAGGAACUCAUCCGUUUUAUGAAUGGAUAUACUUUAGUUAAAGAUAAUUCCUUCUUUGAUUUUCUUGCAACACUUCCAAGAGAAUCUGAACCGAAUCCUGUUUUUUAUAAGAAUUAUUUCGUCUUAUCACGUAUUCCAGCGGAUGCGAUUCGCGCUCGAACAACAUACGUCUAUGUGCUGAAUAAAAUCAUCAAGAAAAGUCUCUUUACACUGGAUUUCAAUCAAUCGGAAGGCCAAAGUAUUCUAACCGAUUAUAUCCUAUCAAUUAAGUCUUAUCUGUUGAUAUCGACUAAAUUUCACUUGUUUAACGUGUCCUUAGAACAAACAUCGACUGACAGUAUCAGUACACUUCAAUCUGUUUAUUUCGACACGGUCCAAGCCAGCACGGCGAAGGAAAACAGUAAAAGUUCAAUGUUUUAUCAAGCUUAUCAACAAUUGCAUAGCAAUGCUCAUAUUCUUUUCCGACGACUCAAUAAACAACUCUGGUGCUCACAAUAUCUCGACAUGCAUAGCACAAAUACCAGUGGACAUUACCAUGAUUCGAUAAUGCGUAUUUGUUCAGAUAUAUGUUCUACUCGAUUACCGUUAUUUAUCUUAUGCUCGAAUGGACGUAGAAAUCGAGGAUCCAAUCGAGACUGUUGGAUUCCGAAUGUUUUCCCACCACAUCAACCAAUACCAAAAAACCUGCAAAAACAGUACCGAUUUGUUGGUCAGUUAUUGGGCAUGGCCAUACGAAAGAAACAUUAUUUAAAUAUCAAAUUUCCAACUUUAGUAUGGAAAUAUUUAUUGAAGAAAAAGAUUUCAAUGAAAGACAUCGAAGCCGUUGAUAACCAAAGUUUUACAUUUCUUAACGAAGUGGAGAAAAAUGUCGAGCAAAUUAAAGCGCACAAUGGUGAAAAAGAUGUAGAAUCUUUGUUCAUUAGUGCAACGAAUGGGUUACGAUUUGAUAUUAUUAGUUCGUCUGAACAAACGUACGAACUCAUUCCUGGCGGCUCGAAUAUUUCAAUAACCAUGGCAAAUUUUGAUCAUUUCUGUUCUUGUUAUCGGCAUUAUCGUCUACAUGAAUUUGAUCGGCAGAUCAGUUGCAUUCGAGAAGGAUUGCACAGCGUCAUUCCCUAUUAUUAUUUGAGUUUGUUUACUGCGAAUGAACUCGAAGAGGCAGUUUGCGGAAAAGAUAGAAUAGAUAUCGAACUUCUGAAACGAAAUACUUGCUAUACUGCUGGAUAUGAACCUGAUUCACCAACGAUUGAACUGUUUUGGAAAGUUUUGACAGAAUCAUUUACUGGCGAUCAGAAAAAUUUGUUCUUAAGAUUCGUCUGGGAAAGAAGUACUUUACCGAUUCAUGACGAAGAUUUUCAACCGAAAUUUACUAUUGCGAAACUCCAUGUUUCUGAAGAACAACAGAUUGAUAGAACCCUUCCACGAUCACAUGCAUCUUUCUUUACUAUUGAAUUACCUCCUUACUCAUCAAACGAAGUCAUGUACGAACGUUUAAAUUAUGCGAUUUCAUCAUCUUCAAGUAUAGAUAGCGAUGGGUUAUUCAACAAUAACGUCUAA